AGUCAUUCAAUACCCUGCAGUCUCUAAAAGGCUCACUUUUACAUUAUUCAACACAAAUUCUAAACUUUAGCCAACCAUUUCUUCAUUGUUAACGGGAAUCACAUUACUACAAUGGACAAUUAGUCUGGGAGUGUGGCGCCAUUACGCUUUGCAUAGAUAGGUGAUUCUUGGCGAGCUACUUACGUGAAGCAGAAGAUCCAGUCUCGAUCUGACACCGAUUGUUACAUCAAACUUGAUUGAAGAGGAGCUGAGAAAAACAAUUAUUGCUUAGAAGAUUCUCACAUCGAAUGCGCAACAGAUCGUAACAUUUCGAGGUUGUGCGAAAACGUAUAUCUGAUACUCAGGGACAUACGAGUAGUUUGGCAUCCGUUGCUUGCAAGUAUCUGUGAACAUCAUGAAUAAUACGACACAGACAGCAAGGACAUCAGGGGGUUUGUUACCAAGCACAAAAAUCACACUUCACACAAUUCUGUUAAUCUGGUCUCUAGCUGUAAACGUACUUGUUAUUGCUGUUGUAUUCRCAAAUGCACAUCUGAGAACGCGAUUCAACUUCCUAAUCGUGAACAUGGCAUUUUCUGAUCUCGUUGUUCCGCUGAUAGUAAUGCCUAUURAWAUUCUUGAAGAAGCAAGAGGGAGGCACUUGGAAUGGCUUGUAGGUGGACCUUUCGGCAAUGCCUUGUGCAAACUUUGCAACUUUUUCAGUGAUAUUUCUCCUGGAGUCUCAAUGUUAAGUUUGGUUGUAAUGGCUGUGAACAGAUUCGUUGCYAUUGCCUAUCCACUUCGUAUACAAACRUCCAGAAAAAGAAAAAUGUUAUUACUUAUCGCUUUCACAUGGAUCCUAUCAAUGGCAGUAUUUUCUCCUCACCUCUACACCUUCAGACUUGAAGAUGGCCCUGGGUACUUAAUAUGCACUUCACACUGGGGACCGCAUUUGGAUGAUAUUAUGUUUUCGACCAUUUCACUUUCGCUGAUCAUCAUUCUAUUCAUCAUUCCAUUCAUCGUGAUAUCUGUCCUCUACACUAUACUAAUAUAUAAAAUUUACAAAAUGUCGAAAGGUAUCCAAAAUAUGCUUAAUCAUGACCAAGUACGCURCAGAGAGCGUAGAAACAGACAAAUAUUCUAUAUAUCAAUUGUCGUGGUGCUAGUGUUUGCUUUAUUUUGGGGUCCUUUUUUCAGCUUUCUUUUUACUUACGUUUUCAUUUGGCGAUACGAUGUACCUCCACAAGUCUUGCCAGACAUUAAUGACAUUUUUUUCAUUGUAACCUUACUUGGUUAUUUCAAUUCUGCUAUCAAUCCUUGCUGUUAUUUUUUACUUAUGAAGAGCUUUCGUCAAGGUCUAAAAAAUUUGUGUCAUCACAAAAUUCAAAGUUGCGAACGUGAAACGUCGAUCUUUCCUCUGAACACGUUCAGUGCAAAACUACAYAUUAAUGGAAGACAAAUAAGACGAGAUUUGGACAGCCAAUUAUAAUUGUGUGAAUUAUUUUGCUCUAUUUUAUUUGCACAGUGUUUGUCAGGAGUUACAGUAGUGUUAGAAGGGAAAUAAMCAUCUUAACGGGAUGGAAACAAAAGUAUUUUUGUGACGUCACACUUGAGUUCUCUAUAUCUUUGUUUUAUAUGACAUUUUCCUGUAUUUUUUUCCGUAGAAACGAAAUUUCUUGCGGUGAAACGUAAUUUCUUACGGUGAAAAGACACGAAGCGCGUCCCCCAAACACUUCGUUAUUAAAUUCAUUAUCGGAUUUUUCAU
This is a messenger RNA of Exaiptasia diaphana, 1744 nucleotides long. Its product is annotated as neuropeptide FF receptor 2-like. Gene Ontology annotation, biological process: G protein-coupled receptor signaling pathway. The record is from RefSeq and is a predicted model, not a curated record. Gene Ontology annotation, cellular component: membrane. The coding region runs from base 395 to 1468 and encodes 357 amino acids. Gene Ontology annotation, molecular function: G protein-coupled receptor activity. NCBI's taxonomy places the organism in Eukaryota, Metazoa, Cnidaria, Anthozoa, Actiniaria, Aiptasiidae. The transcript is spliced from 2 exons.